Molecule: messenger RNA, 3633 nt
Organism: Vicugna pacos (alpaca)
Lineage: Eukaryota; Metazoa; Chordata; Mammalia; Artiodactyla; Camelidae
Source: RefSeq, a predicted model, not a curated record
UCCUGGGCCUUGUGGGCCGGGCAGCCAUUUUGGGAAGAGCUUUGUUAUGGUUGUGGGCUCUACACCUCUGCCGGAUCAGAAAGCUGGGGACGCGCCCCUCAAACGCCGCAUCUUGUCUGGAGCUGUAGCCCCGCCGCUGCCCGUUGGUGUCUUAUCUUGAAGAGUCCCUGCUAGGUAAAAACAAAGUAAUAGAUUCCAGUGGCCUUUUAAAUGAUUGGAUAAUGAUGGGAGUGGAUCCAAAAUAAUAAGUGACUUCUCUACGAAAGCAGAAGAGUCUUAUUACCUUCCAUUAACUCAUCUUAUCUUCGGGAAGGAGCAGAACAAGUGAAAUACAAAAAACUGAAGAGAAGAAAACCUCACUUUGGAACUUUCUCCUUGACUGUUUCUUAAGCCCUGUCUUUCUACUUGUUUUAAUUCUGCUGUGAAUUUAUAAAUUUUGAAGACCAAAGAAAUAGAAAAUACAUUUGGGAGCUUUAUACCAAGAAAUUUGGCUUGAAAGCUGCUAUUUGGAGGGAAAAGCGUAUCAAAUUCCUGUCUGUUUUUUUUUUAAGGUUUCUUAUGUGAUUAGAUUUUGAAGGAUAAGACAAAUAUAAAUACAUAUGUGCACAAUAUUUUUAGCAGCUGUGUAAAAAUAAUGAGAUUUGUAAAUUAAGGGCUUUGUAACGUGGAUGUUUUGCUACGGGAGUUGACUGCUCAGAAGAUCUUUUAUAGCUCUUCAGUGUUUUAUUUUUGAUCUAUCACUUUGAUGACAUUAUUUGCCCACACAGAUGUCCACCUGUCUUUCUGAGCUAUGACCUUGUUAUGAACAGUGUUUGCACUCACUGUGCAAAUGUCCACAUAUUAUCUAUUUAAGCAACGUCAUAGUGCCAUCACUCAAGGAAGUUGAAUGAGGUGAACAUUGAUAUAGCUCUUUCCCCUUCCCCCAUUUUUUAAAUGUAACAAAUACUUUUUAUAUUCCCCUCCCCCUUCCCCUUUCCCCUUCCCCCUUUUGGAAACGUGUCAGGAGCUAGAUAGUUUAAGAUGAGCAGUUAAAGGGAUUGAGAGAGUAAUCCACACAGAGCCUGGCUUCUUUGUGCUUCAUCAAAAGGCGUGCUGCUGGCCAGCCUAAUCAAGUACCCUUUUAACAAGAAAACCUCGUGGGAAAUCCAGCUGGCAGACUCAAGGAGUUCAGGAAACAGGACCACAGAGGUUACACUCUGGGAUCCUGGCCAUGAGGUUGGAUGCCUCACCUUGUUGAAAAGAGACACUGGACCUAAAUGGCGCAGCAUGACUUUGUUCCUGCUUGGCUAAAUUUCUCAACACCACAGUCAGCUAAGUCACCUACAGCCACCUUUGAAAAACACGAACACCUACCCCGAGGAGAUGGUAGAUUUGGAGUAAGCCGUCGUCGACAUAAUUCCUCUGAUGGCUUUUUUAACAAUGGACCUCUACGAACGACAGGAGAUUCCUGGCACCAGCCCUCCCUGUUCCGCCAUGACUCUGUGGACUCCAGUGUCUCUAAGGGAGCAUAUGCUGGAAUCACAGGGAACCUGUCUGGUUGGCACGGCUCUUCCCGAGGUCAUGAUGGCAUGAGCCAGCGUAGUGGGGGUGGCACAGGGAACCAUCGCCACUGGAAUGGCAGCUUCCACUCCCGGAAAGGCUGUACCUUUCAGGAAAAGCCACCUACAGAGAUUAGGGAAGAAAAGAAAGAAGACAAGGUGGAAAAGUUACAGUUUGAAGAAGAAGACUUUCCUUCUUUGAAUCCAGAAGCUGGCAAACAGAAUCAGCCAUGCAGACCUAUUGGAACCCCUUCUGGAGUGUGGGAAAACCCACCGAGUGCCAAGCAGCCCUCCAAAAUGCUAGUCAUCAAAAAAGUUUCCAAAGAAGAUCCUGCUGCUGCUUUCUCUGCUGCAUUCACCUCACCAGGAUCUCACCAUGCAAAUGGAAACAAAUCGUCAGCCAUGGUUCCAAGUGUCUAUAAGAACCUGGUUCCUAAGCCUGUACCACCUCCUUCUAAGCCCAGUGCCUGGAAAGCUAACAGAAUGGAACACAAAUCGGGAUCCCUUUCCUCUAGCCGGGAGUCUGCUUUUACCAGUCCAAUCUCUGUUAUCAAACCGGUAGUACUGGCUGGUGGCACAGUUUUAAGUUCUCCCAAAGAGAGUCCCUCCAGCACCACUCCUCCAAUUGAGAUCAGCUCUUCUCGUCUGACCAAGUUGACCCGCAGAACUACCGACAGGAAGAGCGAGUUCCUGAAGACUCUGAAGGAUGACCGGAAUGGAGACCUCUCAGAGAGCAGAGACUGUGAGAAGCUGGAGGAUUUGGAGGACAAUAGCACACCUGAACCAAAGGAGAAUGAAGAGGAGGGUUGUCAUCAAAAUGGUCUUGCUAUCCCAGUAGAAGAGGAAGGGGAGGUCCUCUCUCACUCUCUGGAAGCAGAGCACAGGUUAUUGAAAGCAAUGGGAUGGCAGGAGUAUCCUGAAAAUGACGAGAAUUGCCUUCCCCUCACAGAGGAUGAGCUCAAAGAGUUCCAUAUGAAGACAGAGCAGCUGAGAAGAAAUGGCUUUGGGAAGAAUGGCUUCUUGCAGAGCCGAAGUUCCAGCCUGUUCUCCCCUUGGAGAAGCACUUGUAAAUUAGAGUUUGAGGACUUGGACACGGAAACCAGUAGCAGUGAAACAUCUGAUGACGAUGCCUGGAAGUAGGCAUAUAAAUGCUUACAGUUAAAUCUGACCCAGUAAACUCAGCUUGUGUGUCUAGGGAUUAUACAGAAGCAAUCGUUCUAUUCCUUUUCCUUUUCUUAUGUUGUUGUUAAAUACUUUGUGCACAAGGCAAAUAAUCAUAUCCCAAAGAGAGAGCGAUUGGCUUGUUUAGCUUUUGUUGUUGUUCUUCCCUGUUAGCUGCUUAGUAGAGAGACCUUUGUGUGGUGGGAAAGAUUUUUAACACACACACAUACACACAGUAUAUACGGGGCGAUGCACAGGUGGGAGCUGGCAGUGCAGAGGGGAGGAGACACUGGUCUGCAGCAACAGCUUCUACUACCAGCCCUUGGGGCACUCACCCCUGUGCUCAAGCAAUCAUUGUCAAUGACAAAGUGACUAUUGAAAUUAUAAUUGUAUUAAAUUAAUGCUAAUAAUUUGGAUAUUUUAUUUUAUUUUUGGCUGCUCGGGUAACGUUAGCCCUUAACCAAGUAUAUGUGGUUUUUUGGUUUUUUUGUUUUUUUCUUUCUUUCUUUUUUUCCUUUCUGGGUACAGCUGUAAAAUAUUUGGAUAUAGGAAAUGUUGUGUUAUUCUUGCAGCCUUGAUAUUCAGGGUGGAUUGUAAAAUAUAAAUUUUUGUGAGAUUUCAAAGAUUAAGAUUAUUUUGAUAACAUUAUUUACAGAUUUAAAAGAUGUGGUUAUCACAGGUCUGUUGAGGGAGAAAACUACUGCAUAAAAUAACUAACUUGGAAUAAAUAUUUUGCAUCAAUUUGGAUUGUCUUGUGUAAGAAGUAUAUUUUCUUUAAAAUUAGAUGAAUGGAUUGUUUUUUAGGGGAAUUAUUACUUUUUGAGGGCUGAGGGUAAUCUAAAUUCAGAUGCGCCUGUUUCUCCUUUUAGCAGAUACUUUUUUGAUGCAGAAAAAGCUGUGCAAUAAACUACCAGUAAUAAAGUCACAAACCCAA